UUUAUUUAUUUAUUUAUUUAAAUUAUGAUAAAUGUGAACCAAUAACUGGAAAAGGUUAAACAUUUCAACGAAAUUAUUAAUCACGCAAAGUUAGUCAGAGUGAAAUUUUAAAACACAAGCUAAGACAGUAACUUUAGAAGUUUCUUGUGUGAAACAAAACACCCAAAAUAGACUUUAAAUGAAGGCGAAAAUGAAGAACUUUCUCAUGGAAUACAUUUAAAAGAUGUACUGUCUAGUAUUAUCAACUUUCUUCUCAUUUAUUGAACAUUGAGCAUGAUAAUUUCUUGAUUACUUAUUGAUUUAUUGAUGAUUAACUUAAUGAUAAGUGAAUUUUCAAAUAGAAUGUAUACAGUUCUCCUGGAAUAACAAUGAAUACGUGUGUGCUGUCGGCUAAAUCGCUAUUGAAAAAUAUUUGCAAUGGAAACAAUGAAUUGAUGAGUUUGUUUACACAUGAAUGCGCAUAUAUGCGUAUAUAUAUGCGCAUAAACAAGUAUAUGGUUUAACUUGAAAACAAUCCAAACUUGGCAGCCUUCACUUCAAAACUGAUCUGAUGCUCACUGUCGAUCGAUUUAAGAUUGAAUUCUUCAGGAGUUAGAAGUCGAGUCCACUGGAGUCAAUCGGGUGUUUCGCCCGCACUAGUCUUCAUCAACUGGCUAUCCUCUAGUCAAAUAGCAAACAAACCAACAGAACAUUGACAAGAUAUUCUUCAAAUACACAUUUUUUUGAUAUCAAUAAUAAUAAUAAUAGCCAACAAACAUGAAUGAAUUAAAUGAUACUCUACGUAUGAAUUGUACAGCCCGUUAUCUAUUAAAUGAAUCCUUUAUCGAUCCGAUCUCAGUAGAUGAUCGUUAUCCUAAAUGCGAACUGUAUAAAAAAUUUAUGCCAACUAUUUUAUAUAUUUCAAGAACAUUUAUACUCAUUUGGUUAAUCAGUGGUUUAUUCGGUAAUUUUGUCUCUUUUCUUAUCUGGACAUCAAAAGAACAAAGGCGGAAAAAUAGUUCAGCGAUUUAUCUGGCUGCUCUAGCUUUAACCGAUUUUAUAUUAAUUCUUCUGCUGAUCAAUUAUGAUUUAGAAUCUAGUUGGUGUAUCCGUGGUAUAUCUACAAUCAACGGCAUCUGUCAAAUUUACCAGUGUUUGUUUAUAUUUACCCAAUUCUAUUCUAUUGUUCUUGUAUUCGGUUUCACCCUGGAACGCUAUUUGGCUGUAUGCUUUCCAUUUAAACGACUUAAAUUGUGUACAACUAAACGAGCAUUAAUCGCUGUUGUUAUCCUGAGUUUAUUUGUUAUCGGACCAAUGUUAUUCCAGAUAGUGUUGUGGAACUAUGAGAAUGGUGAAUGUCAAAUGCGUAUGGAUAUUGCACUAGACAGACGGAUUCAAACGUUAAUAUCUGUACAAGAAAUAGUCUUUUCGUUGGUUAUUCCACUGGCUACACUCGUCUUUAAUAUCCUGGUUCUAUGCGAAAUGAGAAGGUUGUUGAAAUCAAGUAAUUUGCUGAAGAUUACUAAACAUCAUUCUUGUAGUAGUAAUAGUAAUAUCACUACUACAACAACAACAGCUAUGAACACUGCUCGUAACACUAAUAAUAAUAAUAAUACUAUGAUGAAUGACAAUGAUUAUAAAAACUUAAUCCACAAAAGAUUCCGUUUGAAAAGUCUGUUUAAACCAUGUAAAACUACCCAGAGUACUACUGACCAAUUGUAUCUUAAUGAUAAUAGUAAUAAUAGUACAAGAAAUUCUGCAAGUCGUAAUGAUGAUUCUACAGGUACACCAAAUUUUAGUCCAUCAAGAACAUCAAAUUUCAAUAAUAUUAACAAUAACAACAACAACAACGCCAACACUAAUCCCCCGUUAGGCGAUACACUCUCUAAAGAAUCAUCUCAAUUCGUUUCAGCCACAUUAAUGUUAAUUAUAUUAUCCUUCUACUUAAUUGCAUGUACUGUACCCGCAGGAAUUGUCUAUCUUGUCCAAUUUCAAUUACCACAUGCAGAUGAAUGCUUGAAUGAUGAAGGUGUACUGAAUUCCCCUGAAUGGAAUAGUAUAUUUCAACAAUUGUCGGCUAAAAAAAUUGUUGAUGCCUUAUGUGCAUCACAUUAUGCAUGUAAUUUUUUCAUUUAUUUUCUAACAUGUACCGGAUUUAGAAAACAAGCCUUGAAUAUGAUAUUCAAGUGUCGUUUUAAACAAUCAAGAUAUUCACAAUCAGAUUAUGCGACAGAAACACUUAUUCUGUCUAGGCGUACAGCACCGAGAACACUACGUCCAAUUUCAGAUAAUGAUAUGAUGGGAGCAGAAACAAAUCAUAAAGCAUUAUUGAUUUAUAAUAAUUCAAAUUAAAUUAACCGCGAGUAAUUGUUGAUGUGUGUUUAAAACAAAUAAGCAAUUAAUUAGACGUGAAAGAUUCAAUGAAAUGGUUGUUCAAUGUUUGUUAAUUCUGAUUAUUUUUUACACAUAAGUAUAGUUAUCGUUUCAUUAAUGGGGAUAGAAAUCAAUCUCCAGUGGUAUGCAUCAUUCGUGUAUACGAGACUGUAUGUCUAUGUCUCUUUUGAUCCUUUGAUUAUUUUGGUACUUCUGUAAUCGAUGGAUUACGUAACUACUCAUCUACUUAUACGCGCUUAUCUACCGGCUCUUGUGAUCAUUGUCAUUAUGUUUGCCUGUCAACACAUAUUCUCAAUUUUGACAUCAAUCUACCUAAUUACUUCUGUCAUCAUCCUUAUUAAUAAUAAUAAUAAUAAUAAUAAUGUGUUCAUCGUGAAGUUAUUACCUUUUAUCGGCUUGUGCUUACCCUUUUCCCUCAUUUUGUCUUUCAUUCUGUUUGUUCGUGUGCGUGUGUGUGUGUGUGUGUUUGUGCCAACUUUGCAUCUCUGUGUUCGGUCAGUGUACAAAAAUAAAAAUAAUAACAGAAAAUUUUCUUUCUCUCUUGGAGUCUUAUUUUUUCUUCCUUUCUUCUUCUCCUUCUUCAUUCAUGUACAAUAAUCAUAACUGUCUAUCAAUUGUUCAAUUAAAAAAUAAUACUAUGCUAUAAUUUGUAUC
Molecule: messenger RNA, 3027 nt
Organism: Trichobilharzia regenti
Lineage: Eukaryota; Metazoa; Platyhelminthes; Trematoda; Strigeidida; Schistosomatidae
Source: the annotation of a GenBank genome assembly